CGGAAGAAUCAGCUUCGCAGUGAUUUGUGAAGAUUAUGCACAGGUGUCUGGAUAUUUCCAGGAGCCUGGGUUGACCCGACUUUAGAGCAAGGAUUUGUUGAUGCGAUCUCCAUUCAAUCUAUUCCCUGGAAUGAAGAGAGGUCUCACAUUACUUCUUUCAGGCUUCAAGUCUUCCAUACACUGCAAGUGACAGGGAGACUAUAUUUUGAUGAGAUGGUAUUGUGGAAGUAGAAUGGAUGACCUCGCCUUGCUGGACUUGCUGGAAUGCCCAGUGUGCUUUGAAAGGCUGGAUGCCACUGCCAAGGUGUUGCCAUGCCAGCAUACCUUCUGCAAGCCCUGUCUCCACAGGAUAUUCAACUCCAGGAAGGAGCUCCGGUGCCCGGAAUGCAGGACUCCGGUUACAUGUAGCAUUGAAGAACUGCCAGCGAACUUGCUGCUGGUUCGCCUGCUGGACGGCAUUAAGUACGGGCAAACAAACGGCAGGGUCAUUCCCCCUCAAGCAGCGCAGGCUCCUGCAAACCAGGACCAAGGAAAAAGAAGCACAGACCCAACCAUCUCAACUGGUAGGUCAAGUCCAAUCAGGAUACUACCAGAGGUGCCAUGUGCAAGAGCAUUGUACACAUACGGCGGCCAGAAGCCAGGAGACCUGAGCUUCAAAAAAGGUGAUGUCAUCCUCCUGCGUCGGCAAGUGGAUGAGAAUUGGUAUUACGGAGAAAUUAAUGGAGUGUGUGGUAUUUUCCCUCUCAAUUUUGUUCAAGUUAUCCAUCAUUUACCUCAGCCCCCACCUCUCUGCAAAGCUCUUUACGACUUCACUCUCAAAGAGAAAGAAAAGGAAGUCAGCAAAGAUCUCUUGCCGUUCCUGAAGAAUGAUAUUUUAAAAGUGAUCCGGAGAGUCGAUGAAAAUUGGGCUGAAGGCAAACUCGGAGAAAAAGUUGGAAUAUUCCCGAUUUCAUUUGUUGAGAUGAACUCAACUGCAAAACAGCUACUGGUAACGAAACGACUGGAUGUGAGAAGUGUCAUGUGCCAAAGCAGUCCAUCAGCUGCCAGUUCCAACACAACCAUCAAACAGACAGACUCUGGGAGGACAGGUCAAACAGACGCCUCGAGGACAGGCCCGAAGGAGAAUCGUUGCCACACUAGUGCCAUAAACAUGCUGAACAGAAUCUCCCACCUCUCACCGUCCCACCAGCCGCUGCAGAUUAGUUCACCCAUACUGAUCAGCUCGAGUAACCCAGCAGUCGUGGCACAGAUUGCAGAAAGAAGAACUCCAUGCAGUCCCAUCAGUCAGACACAGCAUGGUCCUUUUGAAACUGGUGUGGCUGCCCCUGGUUCCAGUGAUACUAAUUCACAGUAUCACACUGAAAUGGUAUACCUAAAGCCACAAGUACCCAUGAGAGCAGAAGACACUGAAGCACGGAAGGAUGAAAUAUUUCACUUGUAUGGGAAGCCUCCGGAUGGAUGGAUUAGGGGGAUGACUGUGCAGAUAAGCAAAACUGAGAGCCUACCCAGUAAUUACACUGUGCCUAUUAGCAGAAACUCAUCUGCGCUCACAGAGGGGAAAGGCUCCAAUGGCCUGCCAGCCUCUACAAUCACUCAAGAAAGGGGAGCAGCAACCGACACCACCUUGAACUCGCAAGCAAGCCCUAAUGGCAGACGGGUUGCAGUAACAUCACCUCCUGUUGCCUCAGGGGGUACAAUAGCACGGCGUAUCUAUGGGACUAGUUACAGGGCGAAUGCGCAUCGUCCAACACUUGCAGUUCCGCCGGUACAGAGUCAGAGCACGAAUGGCAGGUGUGUUCCAGCUGUUGUCAUACAAGCCCAGCCUUUCGCAUCCCACCAGCUUGCGCAGGCCGUCACUGCCCGUAUAGGCCGUCCGAGUACAGCAGUGAGGUCAGGCAGGCCGAGCCUGCCCAUCCGGCCCAUGGUCAACACUGCCUCAACAGCUCCUCCCAGUGGCAAAGCGUCAGCAGCACAAGUCCAGGACACUUCCAGCUGUACCACUGCAGGUUGGGGCAGUGCACCAGUGUCAAAUUUUACACCGUCACAAUGUAAAGAUGAGGACAGAAGCAGCCUGAGCAAGGCUCAGACUGGCCUCGGAACGUCUGUGCCUCAGUGUGCAGCUUCAUCCACGAGACCUAAAUUUCAGGCUGCCACCAAGUCGGUAAAGCCGGAACAGGUCACGGAGGAACCAGUUUUACAAGAAAUCCUGGCCCCCGUCGUUUCUCACAGCAGAGCUGGUUCAUGCCCAACAGGAACUGAGGAGAAGGUUCAGACGGUACACAAAAAAACCGGCUCCUGGGAUUCUUGUUAUCGUUGUACCCCUCCAUCUCCCCUGCACAGCUCUGCUGUGGAAGAAUAUCCAAUUUCAUCACAAACUCAUUCAAUGUGCUUCAAUAGAUGCCGAGCCGUCCUUUCUUAUCCAGCGCAAGAGGAGGUGGAGCUCAGUUUGGAGCAGGGUGACAUUGUCCUAGUGCACAGAAAGCGUCAGGAUGGCUGGUUCCAAGGGACAUGCACAGAGAGUGGGAAGACAGGCCUUUUCCCAGGAAGCUUUGUAGAAAGUUUAAAGUGAGGUUGAAAUUUGAAAAUUGCUUGGAAUUGAAAGGAGGUGGUAUCAUCCCAAUAAGGCAGCUUGGCCCAAACACUGUGUAUGGUUAUGUUGCCAAUAUGAGUCUUCACACACAAUGCACUUAAACACAUGUAGCAAUCUAUAGGCACUGGGAAGGAUCAUAAUUAAUUAUUCUCCAACUUGACACCUUGCACAGUAGUAGUACCUGGAGCCAAUUUCACCUACA
Molecule: messenger RNA, 2792 nt
Organism: Hypanus sabinus (Atlantic stingray)
Lineage: Eukaryota; Metazoa; Chordata; Chondrichthyes; Myliobatiformes; Dasyatidae
Product: E3 ubiquitin-protein ligase SH3RF1-like
Exons: 13
Coding region: 209-2569 (786 amino acids)
Molecular function (GO): protein binding
Source: RefSeq, a predicted model, not a curated record